AUGGACACCGUCGACAGCACAUCUAGCUCCCUGAACUCCGUUCAAUCAGCUGUCCACGGGACCCCUGAGGAGGACCUCUCAUCGCUCCUGCCCAGCGACCCGUGCCCCGCCGCGCCCGGCCCACCCGCACCCGGCCUGCUGCGGCAAGCCAGCGACGCUCUCAGCGUCCGCAGCCUGCACGCCGGCGACGAUGCAGACGACUUCACUGAGCCCUUGACGGCUCUGUUUGAGGAGGAGGAAGAGGCGGAAGCUGAG
This is a messenger RNA of Monoraphidium neglectum, 255 nucleotides long. RefSeq lists its product as hypothetical. The transcript has a single exon. The record is from RefSeq and is a predicted model, not a curated record. The annotation marks the transcript as partial. NCBI's taxonomy places the organism in Eukaryota, Viridiplantae, Chlorophyta, Chlorophyceae, Sphaeropleales, Selenastraceae.